AGACAGCUCCCAAGCAUGUUGAUGAGCCUGACCCUGCUCAUUUUUACCAUCAUUUCUAAGGUCAUUUGCGCUGAAGAGUUCUCGGAGCCUCGCCUGGUGAUUACUCCUGAAACCAAUCCUGUACAGAAGCCUGCUGGAGCUCAGAUUCCCCUGCUAUGUAAGGUCGAAGGAGUACCGGAAGAUGUUCGUCCUGGGAUCAUUUGGGUCAAACAUGAUGGACUCGACAGGACCGGUAACGUUGAAGUCAAAUCUUUGGACCAUCAAACGAUGAGCCUUCUCAUCAAAAACGCCACAUCCGAAGAUUCCGGCGUUUACACAUGUCAAGCUCAGAUCGGAAGUGUGUUGCUAGCUAAAACAGUCGAUGUCAUCAUAUUCGAAAAUUUCGACUUCGCUGACAAGACAACGGAUAUUGGUGCGGUGAUGCCUACAGCUGCUGUAAAUCUAAGCUGUGAGGUGACUCCAUCUUCAGUCAAGGUUCGUACAGUAUGGACCCGUGGUGGAGUACCCAUCGCCCAAGGACAGGAUGGAAAAUACAAGCUUUAUAAUAAUGAUGCCAUAUUGGAAGUAUCAUCAUACGAUCCUACCAAAGACGCCGGAGAAUAUGUGUGCAAGGUUUUCCAUCCCAUAAGCGGUUCCACACUCUACAGGAGAAUCACCAUAGGUACGGAAUCCGAGACUAAGCAAGUAUUCUGCUCCAAGAUGUGCAAUAAUAUCUGCCAUCAGAUGUAUCAACCAUUUCGAAAUUUUUAAAUAUGACAUGGAUGUCAAUCAAAUAAAAUUCUUGC
This is a messenger RNA of Cylicocyclus nassatus, 785 nucleotides long. Lineage: Eukaryota; Metazoa; Nematoda; Chromadorea; Rhabditida; Strongylidae. The record is from the annotation of a GenBank genome assembly.